Echinostoma caproni is the source of this 976-nucleotide messenger RNA. The record is from the annotation of a GenBank genome assembly. Lineage: Eukaryota; Metazoa; Platyhelminthes; Trematoda; Plagiorchiida; Echinostomatidae.
UAGAAACAUAAGCUGUAUCUCUUUUUCCCCUAUUUUAUUUCCCCGAAAUAUUUCUUGUGGCCUUUCAGGUACCAUUGGAAAUAGAUUCAAAAAGAUUGGUUUGGAGAACGAAGAGGAACAUCGAAGACGCUACCGCCAACUUCUUUUUACAGCUGGCGAAAGGCUUGCAGACCAUAUAUCUGGAGUGAUACUUUUCCAUGAGACCUUCUAUCACAAAGCGGAUGAUGGGGUUCGACUGGUUGAUCAUUUGAAGCGGAUUGGCAUCAUUCCCGGAAUCAAAGUGGACAAAGGCGUGGUCCCAUUGGCAGGUUCCAUAAACGAGUGUACUACUCAGGGACUCGAUGGUUUGGCGGAGCGUUGCGCUCAGUAUUAUAAAGAUGGCGCUCGGUUUGCCAAGUGGCGUUGUGUGCUGAAAAUCGGUCCACAAACUCCAUCCUAUCAAGCUAUGAUGGAAAAUGCUAACGUGCUGGCUCGAUAUGCUUCAAUAUGUCAGCAGAAUGGAUUGGUACCCAUUGUCGAACCAGAGGUUCUACCUGAUGGUGAUCAUGAUCUGGCCACAGCUCAGAAGGUUACCGAACUGGUACUGGCUUUUACCUACAAGGCACUUAUGGAUCAUCACGUCUAUCUAGAAGGCACUCUACUCAAACCAAACAUGGUUACCCCAGGUCAGGCAUGCACCAAACGUGCUUCCCCUGAAGAAAUAGCCUUAGCUACGGUCACGGCAUUGCAACGCACAGUGCCAGCCGCUGUUCCUGGUGUCACAUUCUUAUCCGGUGGUCAAUCUGAAGAGGAAGCGGCGGUGAAUUUGUGUGCCAUUAACAAAGUGCACGGGAAGAAACCAUGGAAGUUGACUUUCAGUUACGGACGUGCUCUACAAGCAUCCGUGCUGGCCGCAUGGCAAGGAAAGCCAGAGAAUGUUGUCAAAGCGCAGAAGGAAUUACUUAAACGAGCCCAAGUAAGUAAGGAUCCGAGUUAA